UACGGAAGCCGCGUGGUUCCGAUUGCUCUGUUUGUUUCGCUUCCUCUCCGCCAGGUUCCUCCCCGACCCGAGCACGGAGUCAAGUUGAAAACACUCGGGGAGAGAAAAGAGGGCAAACUGUAGCGUGAUAAAAGUUGGCUGCUUUUUCGCAGCGGCGAGGGCUGUCGUGAAAUCUCAGCGUCAAAUCUGGGCUUUAAACGGACUGAAAACAAACAGACACGGGGCGGAGUUUCGGUAGUUUUGGCCGGAGUGUGGUUGAGUUUUGCGGUUGACUGCAACCGGUCGAGGUGAGUGUAGAUGUGUGACAGCGGAGCGUGUGAGGAUAAGCCCCCCGCCCCCCCUGUCAGGAUGAGCAGCCAAGGAGGAGUCAAAGACGCCCAAUCAACCAAUCACAACUCUCGGCCACUUCCGUCUGCACCAGAGGAGAAGAAGCCUAGAAACAAGAUCAUCUCCAUCUUUGGAGAGAAAGCAGGCAAGAAAAAGGACCGGGAUAAGGACAGACCUGAAAUCUCCUCCCCAUCAGACUUUGAACACACCAUCCAUGUGGGUUUUGAUGCUGUUACUGGAGAAUUCACGGGCAUGCCAGAGCAGUGGGCCCGUCUCCUUCAAACUUCCAACAUCAGUAAAUCAGAACAGAAACAAAAUCCUCAGGCCGUCCUUGAUGUUCUCAAGUUCUACGACUCCACCAGUGGAAAACAGAAAUACCUCAGUUUUUCUGGUGCGGACAAAGGAUCACAGUCGCCAGGCAAGCAGGGUACUGCAACCUCCCCAUCAGGCAAGGAUGACGACGACGAUGAAGAUGAUGCGCCGCCACCAAUCGUGGCACCACGGCCGGAACACACGAAAUCGAUGUAUACGAAGACGGUUGAACCAAUCCCAGCUCCAGAUGGAAAUGCCACCUCUAAGGCAGCUGACAAGCAGAACAAUAGGCCAAGCAAGAUGAGUGAUGAUGAAAUCAUGGAAAAACUAAGAACGAUUGUGAGCAUUGGAGAUCCUAAGAAGAAAUACACUCGCUAUGAAAAGAUCGGUCAGGGAGCGUCUGGCACAGUUUACACAGCCAUCGAUGUUGCCACAGGGCAAGAGGUUGCCAUCAAACAGAUCAACUUGCAGAAGCAGCCAAAGAAGGAGCUAAUUAUCAAUGAGAUCCUGGUCAUGAAGGAGCUGAAGAACCCCAACAUUGUCAACUUCGUAGACAGUUUCCUUGUUGGAGACGAGCUUUUCGUGGUAAUGGAAUACCUGGCUGGCGGGUCGCUAACUGAUGUUGUGACAGAGACAUGUAUGGAUGAAGCUCAGAUUGCUGCUGUCUGCAGAGAGGUCCUUCAGGCCCUGGAGUUUCUCCAUGCAAACCAGGUCAUCCACAGAGACAUCAAGAGUGACAACGUUCUCCUUGGGAUGGACGGAUCAGUCAAACUCACUGACUUCGGUUUCUGUGCUCAGAUUACUCCAGAGCAGAGCAAGCGCAGCACCAUGGUGGGUACACCCUACUGGAUGGCUCCAGAGGUAGUAACCCGGAAAGCCUAUGGACCCAAAGUGGAUAUUUGGUCUCUGGGGAUUAUGGCCAUAGAGAUGGUGGAGGGAGAGCCUCCAUACCUAAAUGAAAAUCCUCUCAGGGCAUUGUAUUUAAUCGCCACCAAUGGGACCCCUGAGCUACAGAACCCAGAGAAGCUGUCUCCUGUGUUCAGAUCUUUCCUUAACCUUUGCCUGGAGAUGGACGUGGAGAAGCGAGGGUCAGGCAGACAGCUGCUGCAGCAUCCAUUCCUGAAGAUGGCGAAGCCUCUAUCCAGCCUCACCCCGCUAAUCCUGGCAGCCAAGGAAGCCAUCAGGAGCAAUCGCUAAAUCCUGGCCUGCAAAGACUCCAAGCCAGCAUCUCCUGCUGGUCCACAUAUGACGACUAUCUGCAGUCUGUUAGUGUUAAUGAUUUUUUUUUCCAAAAGGGCAUAAAAUGCUGCUCCACUCUUCCCGGUGUUUCCACACAGAUAUUUAUCUUACCUUUGUGCCUUGUUCUAAAGCUGCAUAUAGCCAUAAUAUGUUAUCCAUUUGUUUUGUGUUUGUAUGUAUGUGAUGUUGAAACUUGUUAUCUUGUUGAAACCGAUGCAUUAUCAUUAAUUAGACACCGAGGGCCAUAUUCAUAAAGAAUCUUGGUUUAGGACUUGUUCUAUUAAAAAGCCCAGAACAGAACAGAGGUGAAACUUACGCUUAAUUAAUAAAAUCGCUAUCUUUACAUUGAUCUUUUUAUUUGUGAACACUGUGUCAGUAAAGUGACAUAUCCUAAUUAAAAUGGAAAGAAAUGCCAGGAGCUUCAAGUUUAAAUUCUUUUCUUCUCUUUAGAUCACAGUGUUAUGACAGGAGCACAACAUGGUCUUGUUUAUCAUUCUACCAUGUGACCAUGCAGCUGGUUUCUGUGGUUAUUUCUGCUGUGGUUACACAUGUGCGUUCUGACUAACUGGAUCCAAAACUUUUAAAUGUGACAUUAAAAACCAUGGUGUGCUAAAACUGUGCUGUACUGUGGCCGAGGAUGGGACAAUGCAGUCUUUAUGGAGUGAAAAACAAGGCCAGUGUACUGUAUCUGAAUGAAAAUCUUGCCAUUCCAGUAAAGUCGGAUCUUUGUUAUAUAUUUUUGUUUGCAGUCUGCUUUUUUUAAUUAUCUAAAUUGGAAGAUGAAAAAUGUUCACCUUCAUGUUUUGGCCCUCUGUUGGUAGUUGGGGGUGUUGCAGGCACCAAACACACACACACCUCUGCCAUGAAAACAUCCUUGAAAGAUUUCCUGCAGUUUAUGGAUCUGAACACUGUCUACUGCUUGACCAAUACUUUUUAGCUUAUCACUCCAGCCACACUUUUUCUCAGAGAGCUUUCUCAUCAUUUUUUCUUUGUUUCUCUUUGUCUUUUCUAAUGGAUGCCUUAUUGUUGGUAUCAGUGCAACAUAAAUGCUGUAUGCAGUUGUUUGACAGCGUUAAACUGGAGGAUUUCUUUUUUACAUUUUGUAUAUUUGUGUAGUGUCUUGUAUUUUGAACGGCUUUUAGUAUGUACAUUGUUUUAUAUUUGUAACUAACAUGACAGAAGAGCAUUUCAGUUUUUUUUCCCAGAUUUUUUUUCGUGUUUACCAACUCAUCAUUGGUUUCCUGAACUGUGCAAUUAUGAACUCAGAAAUUGGUAACACUUUAUAAUACGGCCCACGAUUUAAAGGUGGCAUUCACCUGUAAUUAAAAAGAAUUUUAGUGUGGUUUUUUUUUAUUUGAAAUGACAAUAUAAUUCUAUUUACCUAAAAAUACUGGGCCCAGAUAGCUUGGUACGUUAGAAUAAGGGGGUAACCAGUCAGAAUUUUACAAGAAACAAAGAAAUGAUUAAAUAAUUAAAUUUAGGUAGUGUGCAAUUUGACAAACAGUGAUUCCCCAUCGUACUUUUCAGGGUGUGGGCCGUAUUAUAGAGUGGGUUAAUCUUGCCUUUUUACAUCCUUAUUUAAUAUUCGUUAUGUUGAUGUUGCAUGAUGGAUGUUCUAUUAUCCUUUUGUUUUACCAACAUACAUGUGAUGAGAACUGUUCUCCCUUACCAACUUGCAAGAAAAAAUAAAUACCAUCAAUAAUUGCAGGCUUAUGUAAGCUC
Messenger RNA from Oreochromis aureus, 3600 nucleotides. Its product is annotated as serine/threonine-protein kinase PAK 2-like. Gene Ontology annotation, biological process: regulation of axonogenesis; protein phosphorylation; regulation of MAPK cascade. Gene Ontology annotation, molecular function: protein serine/threonine kinase activity; ATP binding. The record is from RefSeq and is a predicted model, not a curated record. Gene Ontology annotation, cellular component: cytoplasm. Lineage: Eukaryota; Metazoa; Chordata; Actinopteri; Cichliformes; Cichlidae. The transcript is spliced from 15 exons. The coding region runs from base 298 to 1836 and encodes 512 amino acids.